AUGGCUGCAGAGAUGGCUUUAGUAAAACCCAUUUCCAAAUUUAGCAGCACACCGAAAUUUGGAAACCCUAGAACUUUCUCAUACCCCAAAUUCACUACCAUCAAAAUGUCAGCCACUGCACAGACAACAAGUAGCUCAAAGCCAAAGAAGAAAGGUAACAAAGGUGAAAUCAAAGACACCCUUCUGACGCCAAGGUUCUACACCACUGAUUUUGAUGAAAUGGAGACCCUUUUCAACACUGAGAUUAACAAGAACUUGAACCAGUCUGAGUUUGAAGCACUUCUGCAAGAGUUCAAGACUGAUUACAACCAGACUCACUUUGUGAGAAACAAGGAGUUCAAGGAAGCUGCUGAUAAGAUGCAAGGGCCUUUGAGACAGAUUUUUGUCGAGUUCUUGGAGAGGUCCUGCACUGCUGAGUUCUCUGGGUUCCUUCUCUACAAAGAGCUGGGAAGGAGACUCAAGAAAACCAAUCCAGUGGUAGCAGAGAUUUUCUCCCUCAUGUCCAGGGAUGAAGCCAGGCAUGCUGGGUUUUUGAACAAGGGUUUGUCUGAUUUCAAUCUGGCACUGGACUUGGGGUUCCUUACAAAGGCUAGGAAGUACACAUUUUUUAAGCCCAAGUUCAUUUUCUAUGCUACAUAUUUGUCUGAGAAAAUUGGGUACUGGAGAUACAUAACAAUUUACAGACAUCUCAAGGAAAAUCCUGAAUACCAGUGUUACCCCAUUUUCAAUUACUUUGAGAACUGGUGCCAGGAUGAGAACAGACAUGGUGAUUUCUUCUCUGCAUUGAUGAAGGCACAGCCUCAGUUCCUCAACGAUUGGAAGGCAAAGUUGUGGUCACGUUUCUUCUGCCUAUCGGUGUAUGUGACAAUGUACCUCAACGAUUGCCAGAGAACUGCUUUCUAUGAAGGCAUUGGGCUCAAUACCAAAGAAUUUGACAUGCAUGUCAUCAUUGAGACAAACCGCACAACGGCCAGAAUCUUCCCUGCUGUGCUGGACGUUGAGAACCCAGAGUUCAAGAGGAAGUUGGACAGAAUGGUGGUGAUAAACGAGAAGCUGAUUGCUGUUGGUGAGAGUGAUGACAAUUCCUUGGUCAAGAACUUCAAGAGGGUUCCCCUUGUUGCAGCAUUGGUUUCUGAAAUAUUGGCUGCAUAUCUAAUGCCACCAAUUGAGUCUGGAUCUGUUGAUCUCGCAGAGUUUGAACCACAACUUGUUUACUAA
Messenger RNA from Dovyalis caffra, 1218 nucleotides. Lineage: Eukaryota; Viridiplantae; Streptophyta; Magnoliopsida; Malpighiales; Salicaceae. The record is from the annotation of a GenBank genome assembly.